This is a messenger RNA of Paecilomyces variotii, 1659 nucleotides long. RefSeq lists its product as hypothetical. Lineage: Eukaryota; Fungi; Ascomycota; Eurotiomycetes; Eurotiales; Thermoascaceae. The transcript is spliced from 2 exons. The record is from RefSeq and is a predicted model, not a curated record. Bases 1 to 1659 code for a protein of 552 amino acids.
AUGGAUGACCAGGACGAGGCCUCGUUGCCUACCUAUCGUCCUGUAAAACCUCUACCAUUCGAAUUGCGACAGCAUUGCGGCAUCUAUUUCGAAGAGAAGCUCUAUACUCAAGCUCUUGGUCUCCUGCUUAGUAUAUUAACUUCCGGUACAGUCGCCUCAGGGACUGCCUUUGUGCCAUCGCCUCAGCACCUCGCCCUGGCGGCUACAUUCGUCGUGCACCCAUCCACCACGACGCGAGCCAAAACCACCGAGGAACGAGAGGCUGCCAACGCUGCUUUGCGAUUGCUACGACUUACAAACACAUUGGUAGGACCUAUAUCAGCCAAGUUGGACACGGCAUUCUCAUUCAGGCGAUUUGACUCGUCUCGUCAUGGAGGAAGGCGGCGCGCAGAUGAUACCGCCGUGUCGAGAGAGUUGCGCGACGAGGAGACGGAACCGCUGAACUUGGAAAUGGGACAGACUGGCUCACUAUGGUUUCGGGCGGAGGAUUUCUGGCAUGCAGUGGGCUGGGCGUUCAAUUGUUCGGUCCUCCACCCCAAGCGCUGGGAAAGAUGGCAACUAUGGCUGCAGUUCAUGUGCGAAGUGUUGGAAGACGAUUGGAACGAGCGGAUCAAACAGCUUGAGAUAAAUGCUAGCAGUGAACCCAUAACGCCCAGCAAGCGACGGGAGCGGUUACUCAAGCAGAGCCUGAUAUACAAGUACCUGGCCUCUGGCAGUGCAGGUCACGGCCAGAACCGUCGGAUCCUACGAGCUAUCUUUGCGGACGGGAGUGGGAGUGCGAAGAAUGAGUUUCGUGAGGUGUUCAAGAACGAACUGAAGGAACUGAAGCGAGAUGAUGAAACGCUUAAGAAACGACAAGCGGAUGUCAAUAUCGAUCAGGACGAAUAUGGUGAUUAUCUCUCCAAGGAUGAAGACGAGUCUGACGGGACCGAUAACACAUCGAGGACGCGACCCAAGCGGCCAAGGAGGAUGAAGAAUAAGGGGUCGCCAGAGGAUAUUCCAGACGUGGCUGUCGUUAUAACUAACCCACUAUCCGAUACGAUAUACGCAAAGGGCGGCGUGGCUUCAUUUGGCGGAUUCCAAUCCCUCGCCCUUCGUCAACGCCUACUCCAUAUCCUAUCCAUGGUCUCUGAGCAUUUGCCAAAAGCAUUCAUGCCCCUUGAGGAGUUAUAUCACCUCUUUGUCGAGAACAUUCGCCAUCUUCCCCUCCCUGCCUUCCAAGCAUUCGUCUCACCAAACGUCCUCCCUCACUUCUCCCCCGCCGAGCACAGCACUGUCUGCGAAUUCCUCCUCUUCCGCAUGCGCGAGAGCGACGCACCAGAGACAGACGAACCUUACCUAAAUCAGAAGAAAUUGGAAGAAUGCUACCUCCCCUGGGCAGCCAACACAACAACGGCAGUCGAUAACGCCAAGAUGUCCAUUCUUCUAGAAUCUCUCCUCAGUCUUCUGGCCCAGGAUGGUCUACUCACUAUCACUGAAGAACUGAAGCAAGCGGUCGUCCAGGGUAUUCAGGCGCGCACUGACAAGGCACAAGAUGAAGUUCGACGGAACCAGAAUAGACGGAAAGUGGAAGAUAUCGAAUGGUGCUGGUUAAUCGAGAGCGGGGAGCGAUUGAUAUCCCUAGUCGAGGACAUUCUGCCUUUGGCAGAGCAAGGAUGA